AUUCUGCCUUUCCUCUGAGCAUAAGAGCCCCAAAGCAGAAAGACCAAGCCGUUGAGAUUCCUGCUGAGCCACAGCACCACAGCAUCUGUGAAGAUCUCCCAGCCUUGACCCUCAUGAGAGGGACAACAUGAUGCAGUGUGGAUUGUACUCCGGAGGACUGUGUGAGACCAAGCCCACUCUUAGUUUACAAUCCUUGAGGUUGUGUUGAUGUAAUCAGAGAUGCACACCGGUCUAACCUGUUCUAUAGCCAAGUACGCUGUUGUAGUUUAGUGUUCCAUUAUAGCCCAGUGAAAUGAGUGCAUUGAAAAGAUCAUCGCAAGUGGCUUACAAACGCUGGAAAGACACAAAUAUCAGUUUUGUGACAGAUGAUAAAAGCAUCCUUACUGUUCAUGAGGAGCAGCCUGGGACAAAUGAGCCUAGCAAUGAAGGAGUUUGCACUAUUCUGGAGCAAGAUUUGGGGGACAGCAAGAUCAGAAGCUCUGGAAUCUCAGAAACCUUCACUGUGGAAGAAGCAGUUGAGGCUAUUGGUUUUGGAAAGUUUCAGUGGAAGCUGUCUAUGCUAACAGGAGUUGCAUGGAUGGCCGAUGCUAUGGAAAUGAUGCUCCUUAGUAUUGCAACUCCUCAACUGCGCUGUGAGUGGAGGCUCUCCAGCUGGAAAGUGGCAUCCAUAACAGCGAUGGUGUUCAUUGGAAUGAUGAUUAGCUCCUCACUUUGGGGGAACAUUUCAGACAAGUACGGCCGGAAAGUGUGUUUAAUACUAUGCAUGCUGUGGUCAUUGCACUAUGGGUUUCUCAGUGCUUUCGCACCUACUUACAGCUGGAUCUUAGUCUUGCGAGGCCUCGUGGGAUUUGGCCUAGGAGGAGCCCCUCAGUCAGUGACAUUAUAUACUGAAUUCCUCCCGAUGAAAUCCAGAGGGAUAUCCGUAAUCCUUUUAGGGGUGUUCUGGGGCUUGGGUGCUGUAUUUGAAGUGUUACUGGCUAUGUUGGUCAUGCCCACAUUAGGCUGGAAAUGGCUGCUAGCUUUCUCCACCCUUCCUCUAGUUGUCUUUGCUGCCUCCUGCUGUUGGUUACCCGAGAGUGCUAGAUUUGAUGUACUGAGAGGCAGAGAAGACAAGGCCCUGGACACUUUGAAAUGUAUAGCAGCAGCUAAUGGGAGCUCUGUGCCUAAAGGAAGACUUAUAGCCAACACACAGACUGAUCGUGGGAGGAUUAGAGAUCUUUUUAUUCCAGAAUACCGAAGAACAACACUCUUAGUCUGGUUUAUCUGGUUUUGUAAUGCUUUUUCAUAUUAUGGUAUUGUGCUGCUGACCACUGAGCUGUUCCAAGCAGGGUCUGCGUGUAGUGCCACCGACAACUCAAAUAUGGAACCUCGGUGCAGUUUGGAGUGCAAUUAUCUGACUUUUCAUGAUUAUGUGGACCUUUUGUGGACCACCUUAGCAGAAUUUCCAGGUAUUCUGGUGACCCUGUGGAUGAUCGAUCGAAUUGGCAGGAGAAAAAGCAUGGCAGUUUGUUUUUUAUUGUUCUCUGUGUCGAUUUUGCCACUGUAUGCCUGCACACAAAGGACACUUCUCACAGUCUUUAUUUUUAUUGCUCGAGCCUGUAUAACAGGGGGCUGGCAGGUUGCAUAUGUUUAUACACCUGAGGUUUUCCCUACAGCAACCAGAGCUAUUGGUAUUGGUACAGGCAGUGGAAUGGCUCGUGUUGGAGCUCUCAUCACACCAUUUAUUGCUCAGGUCCUUCUGAAGUCAUCCAUUUACCUGACUCUGUCUGUGUAUUUAAUAUGUUGCUUGCUUGGCACAGUGGCAUCCUGGUUUUUGCCCAUGGAAACAACAGGGCGGAGCCUUCAGGAAUCAACUCAAAGCACCAUGGAACAAAAAAACAUAGAAAGGCCACAAGGCUCUGAAACAACCGAGUCUUCCAGCAAUACAUGUCCUUAACAGCAAAUGGAAAACUGAAUCUGUGAAACCUCAGGAUUAAUAGUGUAAAAGGCCAUAAUGUAUAAUUUUGCCUUAGAAUAAAUGUUAUGUAAAUUCAUUCUAAAUUCAAGAUUUUUUAAUAAACAGUAUUUCAUUUCCACAUAUAUUAUAAUCAAAAAAAUCUGUUAUUUUGGUCUUGUUUCUAUAGAAAUGUUACACUAAGCUGUUUAUGAUGCUAAGAACUUAUCAAACAAUUUUAUUGGUUCUUUAGUUACACAAGUGUCAAUUUGUCUCCUGUUUUGAUGCUUUUCAAAUGAACUCUCCAU
Cyprinus carpio (common carp) is the source of this 2241-nucleotide messenger RNA. Its product is annotated as synaptic vesicle 2-related protein-like. Gene Ontology annotation, cellular component: membrane. Lineage: Eukaryota; Metazoa; Chordata; Actinopteri; Cypriniformes; Cyprinidae. Gene Ontology annotation, biological process: transmembrane transport. The record is from RefSeq and is a predicted model, not a curated record. Gene Ontology annotation, molecular function: transmembrane transporter activity.